GUCGAACCAGCAGCUGGCCACCGCCAUGAGCGAGGACAAGUUCUUCGAGAUCGAGAUGGUGGUCGGUGACGACGAGGUCGACGAGUACGGCGUCGUCAACAACGCGAUCUACGCCAGCUACCUCCACAGUGGUCGGGACGUGAUGCUUGAGCAGCUGGGCAUCAGCGUGGACUACUGGACAUCCACGGGCAACGCCAUGGCUCUGGCAGAGCUGAACCUCAAGUACUUCGCGCCUCUCAGGAGCGGUGACAUGUUUGUUUGCAAGGUGAAGCCCGUGCUAAUCAAAGGCGUGCGGAUUAUUGUGGAGCACAUGAUCGAGACCCUGCCGGAUCGUAAGCUCGUGUUGGAAGGCCGGGCGACCGCUGUUUGCCUCAGCAAAGACUACCGUCCAACUCGGGUAUUCCCGGAGUUGUCAGCGAGUUUGGUAGAGGCCUUCUCCUGCAAAGUCGCCUAGUAAGAGAUUAGGAGAAUAAUGUUAGGACGGAGGAAAAACUGGAAGAAAGCAGUAUUCUACUCUUGCUUUUGCGAUAUAUCUUAUACUAUGAUAUCAUGGUGUUUAUGGUUCCAUUCGUUUCGCUAAAUUGUGUACCUACAAUG
Molecule: messenger RNA, 597 nt
Organism: Panicum virgatum (switchgrass)
Lineage: Eukaryota; Viridiplantae; Streptophyta; Magnoliopsida; Poales; Poaceae
Product: acyl-acyl carrier protein thioesterase ATL4, chloroplastic-like
Exons: 4
Coding region: 26-454 (142 amino acids)
Cellular component (GO): chloroplast
Molecular function (GO): fatty acyl-[ACP] hydrolase activity
Source: RefSeq, a predicted model, not a curated record